Molecule: messenger RNA, 1608 nt
Organism: Penicillium mononematosum
Lineage: Eukaryota; Fungi; Ascomycota; Eurotiomycetes; Eurotiales; Aspergillaceae
Product: DEAD/DEAH box helicase
Exons: 2
Coding region: 1-1608 (535 amino acids)
Cellular component (GO): mitochondrion
Molecular function (GO): nucleic acid binding; ATP binding
Source: RefSeq, a predicted model, not a curated record
AUGGAAGGUCUUCAACUCAGCAAUGACACUCAGUUGUACUCAACCAUGGCAGGGAAGCUGGACUCCAAGCUCCUCAAAGCCCUUGACGUGAUGGGGUUUACCAACAUGACCCCUGUCCAGCAGCGUGUUUUGACAGAACUUCCAAACUGGCGCAGUGACUGUCUUGUCCAGGCUAAAACUGGAACCGGAAAAACCCUUGCUUUCUUGUUGCCUGCAUUGCACUGUCUGCUCCAAGGUGAUUCCGCCCCACCCAAGGGCAAGGUCGGCAUCUUGAUCAUUACCCCAACCCGAGAACUUGCCCAACAGAUUGCAAAGGCGUGUGAUGAACUAACAUCGCAACUUCCCACUCCUCUUGAGUGCCAUGUUGCAGUUGGUGGAACGGCCCGAGCAUCUGCUCAUUCGCGCUUCAUGAAGGGCGCACCUUCCAUUCUUGUCGCCACCCCCGGACGCCUGUGCGACUACCUAUCUGAAACUCCCACCGCUAAGAAGCUGUCUAACAUCCAAACAUUGGUUUUGGAUGAAGCUGACACGAUGCUCGAGAGUGGCUUUAUUGCUGAUGUGAAGCGAAUCCUCCAGCUUAUCCCACAAAAGAGCACUGGCUGGCAAGGCAUGUGCUUCUCAGCCACUGUCCCACCCAAAGUCAAGGAUGUGGUCAAUAUUGUUUUGAAGAAAAACUACACUAGCAUUUCUACCAUUGAUGAGAAUGAAGCACCAACUCAUGAGAGAGUUCCCCAGUACCACGUGCUCAUGCCGUCUGUCGCAGAUACCUUCACUACACUUGCCUCCCUGCUCAAGCAUGAAAUCAAGACCAGCUCGAAAAUCAUCGUCUUCGGCGUGACUGCACACAUGGUUUCCCUCCUCGCAGGAGUCUUCUGCAAGGGUAUGGUUCAUUUGAAGGUGUUCGAGAUCCACUCCAGACUCAACCAGGGUGCUCGCACAAGAACCACGAAUCAAUUCAAGGAAGCCGAAGCCGGAAUCCUGUUCGCUUCAGAUGUCAUCGGUCGUGGUAUGGAUUUCCCCAACGUCGACUUGGUCAUCCAGGUUGGUUUGCCAUCAAACGGCGAGCAGUACGUCCACCGUGUCGGUCGUACCGCCCGUGCUGGCGCUGACGGCCGCGCUAUCAUUCUCCUCACGGAGGGCGAGUCAUUCUUCAUGAAGAACAACCGCCACCUGCCCAUCAAACCCCGCCCCGAUACCGAAGCGAUCAAUGCUGGCGCUCCUUCAUGCUCUAAGGCUGUCAUGCAGGCCAUGUACACUAUUGAGGAAGAGUCGAAGCAACGGGCCUACUCGUCUUUCAUUGGUUUCUUCGCUGGAUCCGGUCUUCUGAGGCAGCUUCGUCUCGACAAGGCUGGUCUUGUCCAACUCGCCAACGAGAUGGCUGUCAAGGGCAUGGGAUGUCCAGAGCCUCCCCCCAAUGGACAAAAAGAUCAUUGGCAAGAUGGGGUUGAAGGACCCCGCAACUCUUCCCGAGGUGGCAAGAGCCGUGAUGCACUUAGCCCUGGAGCUGGCCAAGGAGACCGAGGGGGUAUCGAGAAGAAGCGUGGAGGAGGCCGCGGAGGCCGUGGAGCACGCCGUGGGGGUGGUGGACGCGGAAAGCCGAGAUCAUGA